This is a messenger RNA of Mizuhopecten yessoensis (Yesso scallop), 1772 nucleotides long. RefSeq lists its product as uncharacterized. The transcript has 6 exons. Lineage: Eukaryota; Metazoa; Mollusca; Bivalvia; Pectinida; Pectinidae. Gene Ontology annotation, molecular function: ubiquitin-protein transferase activity. The record is from RefSeq and is a predicted model, not a curated record. Bases 236 to 727 code for a protein of 163 amino acids.
GAUGCGUAAACAAUAUGGCGGCUCCAACAAUAACUCGUGUUAAUUUUGGAUCAAGCACAUGUCACCAAAUCGCGCCAAAUGGAGGUAUCAACUGUCGUGGCAAAUGCUAUAAACAGCAUAUCUACAGCCAGGAACAGCCUUGUAGAAGAUGCGAUAGUUGAAACCACAAGAAGGCUGUUUAGAAGAAGACGUUAUCGACAAGACGGGGAAAUCGUGGACGAAGAAACAGUACCACAUGGAAACUCCUGUUUUUUUUCUAAUGUCUAAGGCCAAUGAUGAUUUCAUACCGACAACUUCGGAGAAAAACAGGCUUCAGCGUUGUGGAUUUGGAUACCCCAGGAUACAGCUUAGUCCCCAUGAUAGGUAUCCUGUCGAGUCAGUUAUAGAAUUCCAAACAUUGGAGGAUUUUGAGGAUACUCUUGUAGAUUAUUAUCCUAAUGUCAACCUAAGAUUGUCUGGGUUCUACUUCGCUAAGGCAGACAAAGGGCGCCACUUGAAAGUGUUGAACCCCAACACACCAGUUGAUCUCAGGAAGCAGAUAGGCCAGGGGAAGUUGUUCCUGAUCCCCAAGAGGGAUUUAAGAGUUCCAUCAAAUGCAGACAGUGUUAUCCAAAGAGAAGAACAACCAGCUGCAAGACCAGUAGCAACUCCAGAGCCACCCAUUGGGUUACUGCAUCCACCAUCACGGGAACUGGAAGAGGAUCAUUCCAUUCACUUGCCAGACUAGAUGCUGUCUUUUCGGACACACAGCAGGUCACUGUGAGAAGAGACCACGUGUUUGGAGACCUCAUGGACCUGGAUCCUGGGGUGUUACAGCACAGACUCGGGGACACCUUUGCUGGGGAGUCUGGAGAGGAUGCAGGUGGCCUUACAAAGGACCUGUUUUCUACAUUCUGGGAGCAAGCCUGUUCUAGAUUGUUCACAAGUGAGGAUGUGUUGGUACCACACCUCCCUCCACACAGGUUUUCUCAGGCCAGUUCCAUUUAUCCAGUCUUGGGGAGAAUUCUUUGUCAUGGUCUUGCCUUGACAAAAGGUUUCCCCUUGCAGAUAUGUCGAACUGUCCUGAUAAGCACUGCUCUGGGUCAGAUUGCGGAGGAUAAGAAAAUCAUUUUAGAGGAUUUCUUAUUGUUUGUGUCUGAGCACGAGCGCGCUUUGACCCGGUAAGGUCUAGACUCUUUCACGUCAUUGACAUCUGAUGAGCUUUCUCAGUUGACGAACAUGUUUGCCAGGUUCUCUAUGUCGGUCAUGCCUACACAGGACAAUUUCAGACGGCACAUAGAGAAUUUGGCUGCAUGUGAGCUGACUGGGAAGCCUUUGUUCCUGUGUCAGCUGAUGGGCUCAGGCAUCCCUGAAAUCUACAAGGAUGUCUUUUUCCAUCAGGUGACACAAGGUGACCUGGUGUCUUUGUGUGAAAGACUGACGCCUACCCCUUCUCGUGUCAUUGGCCUGUUGAAGACAGAGAAUGACCUGUUGCGACCUGAGGAAGAGCGGGUAUUGUACUUCUUGAAAGACUUUGUUUAUUCAUUGUCUUCAGAAGACCUUUCCCGCUUUUUGCAGUUCGUAACAGGGUCAUGUGUAAUGCCAACUUCCGGUGGUAUCACUGUCUGCUUUCAUCAUGCACAGGGCCUGUUGAGAUACCCUAUUGGUAGAACUUGUGGCAAUGUCAUAAGUGUACCAAUAGAGUAUGAUACUCUGCAGGAAUUCAAGAGAGAGUUCCUUAGAAUUAUUAGGAAUGACGAAUCAUUCAGAAUGUUUGUUACUUAAAGAAUGAU